This is a messenger RNA of Meira miltonrushii, 432 nucleotides long. RefSeq lists its product as uncharacterized. Gene Ontology annotation, molecular function: single-stranded DNA binding. The transcript has a single exon. Lineage: Eukaryota; Fungi; Basidiomycota; Exobasidiomycetes; Exobasidiales; Brachybasidiaceae. The record is from RefSeq and is a predicted model, not a curated record. Bases 1 to 432 code for a protein of 143 amino acids.
AUGGCUUUCCGAUCAGCCCUUCGUACAGCUUUACCACAAAACGUUAGCCGAUCAUUUUCCACUUCGGCCGUUCAAAAUGAUAUCGCACGAAUGCAAUUAUUAGGUCGUUUGGUUGCUGAUCCUGAACAACGUACUACCAGAACGGGAAAAGAUUAUGUUAAAUAUACAGUUGCAACAACAGAUCCGUUAGGACCACCAAAUGAAUCAGGAGAACGUGGAGAACCAACUUCUUCUUUUCAUUCAAUCUUUGCUUUUGGUGAAGGACCUGUUUCACGUUUAACAAAAUUAACAAAAGGAACCCAAGUUUUAGUGGAUGCUGAUUUCAAAGUACAAUAUGAACCUUCUGAAUCCGGCGGUGGUCAAACAAAUUAUCUCGUUCAACAUCGUUCUUUGACUGUCGUUUCACGUCCAAAGCCUGCCGGUGAAGCGUAA